UCAGUUCGGUGGAAUAAUGACUUCUAAUUGAUUUCCAUUCUGCCAUUUUUAUUUUGGCUUUGUUUUCUAAUGGAUGCCUAAAAAAUGUGCUCAGCGUAAACGCAUGUGUAUUUUUUAGAACGAUGAGUUGCAUGUUUUGUGAUAAAGGACUUGAUUUGGAUACAGCAAUACGUCUUUUGGAAAAUAUAGAUUUUUACCCUAUUAUAAAUCAGCCUCCUGUAAAACCUAAAGGUGGAGAAGUGUUUAUAUAUCUGCCAGAUACUGUCGAAGAACAAGAAAAUUACAAGUGUGAUCAAUACAGAUGGCUAAAUUCUGGUCCCAAAGAAAUUCCUCGCAAAAAUCCUCUUGUAAAAAAGCAGUAUUUUAUUGGCAAACUUCCACAUGGUAAAACCCAAGCUUUUCAGAAGCAUUGUUAUGUGCUGGUAAGUGAUCAUCGAAGUCCUUACCCAGUACUUUUACAUUAUAUUGGAGAUGAGUCUGUUAUGGUUGAUUACCCACAUGGAAAUUCUAAAAAGUCAAACUUAGCUUAUUUUGCUAUUGCUCCAUCUGUACGUAAAGAUAUUGCUUCCCGUAGCCAGACCUUACUUCCAACUGCUAUUAUUAAUGCUUAUAAAUCAAGUCCAUCUUCAUACAUCUUAAAUGAAAAUGGUGAAAGUGAUAUUAACCCAGUGCUUACUCCAAGAAAUAAAUCUCAGGUUAGAAAUAUUCGUCGCAAGCAAAAACUUUCUAGAGUCAAAGAUAGAAUUCCAAGGGAAGAUCUAGCUACAUUGCAUAGUGUUUUUUCUGAACUUUUAGGUUUUUGUGUUUAUAUUUCUACAUACCCUGAAUUGUUAUGUAUUGUUGGUUUAACUGAAAUUAAUACUGAAAUAGAAAAAUUAAUAAAAUUGAACAAUAACACUGUUGUGUGUUCGUUUCAAGAAUCCUACAAAAUUGGACAUUAUUAUUUGACCCCGUUUAGUUUUAUUCAUUGUGCAUUUGAAAGUUCUCCUUCAGUUCCUCUUUAUUUUUUGAUUACAGAAAUAUGUGACUUUACAUUAUAUGAAAAAUUUCUAGCUGUGAUUCUUGAGAGUGUACCUGCUCUUGAAGAAGCUCAAGCAGCAGUUAUUAUAAGCCAAGACUAUAUGCUUUCAUCUGCUGUCAAUUUAGUUUUUCCUAAUUGGGUACAAGUGUAUGAUUGGGAACACCUAUUUACAGCAGCUAGGGCAUUUUUACGCAAGCAAAAUGUUGAUAUAAAAGAGAUUAGUUUGCGUAUCAAUCAGUUAAAGACAUUAAUGAAUAUGGAGUCAGUUGAUGAUUACAAGAGUGAAUUGCUACGAUUGCAAGAGGGAUGGCCUGUUUCAUUUAAAGAUUACUAUACACAAGUGUUACUAGAAUCUAUCGAAAAAAAGUUGGGUAGAUGGCUUCUAGAAAGAUUUAAAUUAUAUUGCAAUCAUGUUGGUGUUUUGCGCGCUGACAACAGUGAUUUACAAUUAGUUGUUAAAAAUCUACAAGACUUAAAGGAGCCAUCUCUAGACAUUAUUCUUCCCUCUCUCUACCACCUGCAAACAUAUACUCAUGUCAAUAUUCAAAAAGGAUUUUGUAAUACAGGAUUAUACUCACUUCAUAGUUCUUUUAAAUUUUUGAGCCGUGGCUCUGAUGAACUGAUCUUGCCAAGUGUGGUGUAUGAACCAUCAUCUAUUGUAAAAAUAUUUCGUGUUCGAGGUAUCACUAUGUUUUCAGAAUGUCCUGAUACUGGAGAUGAAAGUUCCUGUCUCUUGCAGGCUCAGCGUAUUUUGGAAAUGGGACAUAUCUCACACUGCACAGAUUUAAAAGCAUUUUUAGUAAAAUCAACGUCAGGUAGUUUAAAUGGUGUGCAAUUAUUCCCUCGUGAAUCUUGCUCUUGUUCAAUAAACCAACGUUGUGCUCAUAUCAUGGCUGUAAUGUUAGCACUUGGAAUGCCUCUCACUUAUGAUAAAAAAGGUUCUAUAAAAGUAAUUAAACCUGAAAAUACUCUACAUGAGUCAGAUGAAGGAGAAAAGUCAGAUAUUGUAACGAUAACAGACACACCUGAUGUUUCAACUAAUCAAGAUGAUGUUGAAGAUAUGCCUGAAAUAAAAUCAUGUGUAGAUGUUGGCUACCCUACUUUAGGUAAUUGUUCAUAUCAGGAAAAUCCAGAUGAACAGCCUACAAUUCUAGAAGUUACUAGUGAAAUGCUACAGAAUGUUUUAAAUGCAUCAGAAGGUAAUGAAGUACUCAUGGUUGUUACCGACGAGAACAGUGAUAAGCCUAUGAUAGCUUAUCAAAUGACUCAAGAAGCAUUAUUAGCUUACACGCAACAUAUCCAUCAUGAAAGGAGAGAUUCUAUGAUUGAAAAUAGCGAUAAUCACUCGUGUCGGUUAUAAAGCUUUUAACGUAAACCUAACUUAAUUUCAGUUGUUCAAAUGAAAGUUUUAUUUCAUAUACUCAAUUCUCCUAGAUGUGUUGCUACGCAUUAAAAAAUUAAUUUAACGUUAAUGUACUUUUGUAUUAUAUUCUUUGCUUGUAUGCAUUUUCCUCAUCAUUGUCAAUAAAUUUUAUAUUUUGUCA
Hydra vulgaris (swiftwater hydra) is the source of this 2565-nucleotide messenger RNA. RefSeq lists its product as uncharacterized. The record is from RefSeq and is a predicted model, not a curated record. Gene Ontology annotation, molecular function: zinc ion binding. NCBI's taxonomy places the organism in Eukaryota, Metazoa, Cnidaria, Hydrozoa, Anthoathecata, Hydridae.